Molecule: messenger RNA, 2475 nt
Organism: Haliaeetus leucocephalus (bald eagle)
Lineage: Eukaryota; Metazoa; Chordata; Aves; Accipitriformes; Accipitridae
Gene: GPT
Product: glutamic-pyruvate transaminase (alanine aminotransferase)
Exons: 14
Coding region: 1-2475 (824 amino acids)
Source: RefSeq, a predicted model, not a curated record
AUGGCGGAGCCACCUCGCCCUCGAGAGUGGGGCUGCCUCCGGGGUUUUCCCGGAGUAGGGAGGUGGCGAGGGUACACCAGUAGCCGGAUCAUCACUGAGGGUCUGGCGGAGACCCUCCAGCCUUCCCUCACCAGCAUGUCUCGUGCCCCCAAUGCCACAGCCCUGCCUUGGGCUCUGCUGCUGCUCGGUGAGGUCCUGGUGCAGGAUGCAGCUGCCCAGGGCUGCCUCCUCCCGCCGGCUGCUUAUAACGCGGCGCUGGGGCGCCCAGCCAGCCAGUCCUCCGUCUUCCCCAACAUCAGCAUCGCCGUCAACGCGGUGGACGGGAACCGGGACGGCGUCUGGCAACACGGCUCCUGUAGCCACACGCGGCGAGAGCGGGAGCCGUGGUGGAGCGUGGACCUGGGCGGGCGCCGCGCCGUGGCGGCCGUGGUGGUGAAGAACCGGCAGGAUUGCUGCUGGGAGCGGCUGCGGGGAGCGCAGGUCCACGUCGGCGACGCGCCGGCCAGGCGCAGCAGGGACAACCCCGUCUGCGGCACCAUCACGGACGCCGGCCCCGGUUCGCUCAGCACCAUCUGCUGCCAGGGGCUGCCGGGUCGCUACGUCUCCAUCCUCAUCCCUGGCCGGGAGGACACACUGGUGCUGUGCGAGGUGGAGGUGGUGCUGCAGGGCUGCCUCCCCCUGCCCGGAGCCCUCGACGUGGCGCGGGGUCGCCCCGUCGCCCAGUCAUCCACGCUGAACGCCAUCAGCCUGGCUGCCAACGCCGUGGACGGGAACGGCGAUGCCGACUGGGAGCGCGGCUCCUGCGCCCACACCGAGAUGGAGCUGGAGCCAUGGUGGCGUGUAGAUCUGGGUCGCCGGCACGCUGUCUACGCCGUCACCAUCACCAACCGCCGCGACUGCUGCUGGGAGAGCCUCCUUGGUGCUCAGGUCCACGUCGGGGACUCCCUGGCUGACCACGGCAAGCACAACCCUGUCUGCGGGGCCAUCUUGGAGACCGGUCCCGGCUCCACCACCACCGUCUGCUGCAAUGGGCUGCCGGGUCGCUACAUCUCCGUCAUCAUCCCCGGCCGGGAGGAUUUCCUCGUCCUCUGUGAAGUGGAGGUGACGGCGCAGAGCUGCUUCCCCCCACCCGGCGCCCAAAACCUGGCCUUGCGGCGCCCGGCGGCACAGUCCUCCACAGCCGGCCGGGCCGGCAGUGCCGUGAAUGCUGUGGAUGGGAACCGGGAUGGUAACUGGCGGCACGGCUCCUGCUCUCAAACCGAGAGGGAGCCGGAGCCGUGGUGGACGGUGGACCUGGGUCGGCGCCGCGCUGUGGAGGCCGUGGUGGUGAGGAACCGCCUGGACUGCUGCUGGCACCGGCUAAAAGGCGCCCGCGUCCAUGUCGGGGACUCCCUCGCUGGCCACGGCACCAAUAACCCCAUCUGCGGCACCAUCACGGACACCAGCCCCGGCUCCACCAGCACUGUCUGCUGCCACGGGCUGCGUGGCCGAUACGUCACCGUCACCAUCCCCGGCCGGGAGGAGCGGCUGAGCCUGUGUGAGGUGGAGGUGGUGGAGCAGGGCUGUGCCGCGCUGCCUGGGGCCCAGAACGUGGCACUGGGCCGCCCGGCCACCCAGUCCUCCGUGCUGGACGCCGGCAGCGGUGCUGCCAACGCCGUCGAUGGGAACCGGGACAGCAACUGGGAGCACGGCUCCUGCGCCCACACCACUGAGGAGCCGGAGCCGUGGUGGCGUGUAGAUCUCGGCCGCCGGCACGCUGUCUACGCCGUGGUGGUGAAGAACCGCCACGACUGCUGCUGGGAGAGGCUGAAGGGUGCCGAGAUCCACGUCGGCAACUCCCUGGUCGACCGCGGCCGGCGCAACCCCGUCUGCGGCAUCAUUACGGACGCCGGCCCCGGUUCGCUCAGCACCGUCUGCUGCCACGGGCUUCGCGGUCGCUACGUCUCCAUCCUCAUCCCCGGCCGGGAGGACGCGCUGGUGCUGUGCGAGGUGGAGGUCGUGGCCGCUUGCGCCUGCCCCGAGCUGUUGGGCAGCCCCGCCGUGCCCGAGGCUGCCCGGCACCGGGCACGGAGCAUCCUACGGGAGAUGGACGCCGGCAACAUCGGGGGCUACAACCACCAGCACCGGGCACUGGGGGUCCCGACCAGGGUCGCCCGUUUCCUCGAGCGUCGCGAUGGCGGCGUCCCCUGCCACCCCCGCAACGUCGUCCUCUGCAGCGGCACCGCCAGCAUCCUCCCGUUGAAGUUGGAACACGGGGAUGUCACCAAUGGUGGGGCUGGGGAGCAGGAGGAGGUGGGGACCACUGGGUUUGGACACCGGGUGGUGGUUGAGGGAGAACAGGGCUGGGUGGAGGGGGUCCCACGGCCCCCCCACGGCCCCCCCAGGCUGUCGCUGCUGCUGCCGGCCGAGACGCUGGAGCGGGUGCUGCUUGCCCUCACUCGCUUCCACGCCGCCUUCCUGCGAGACUUCUCCUGA